UGCCCUUCUCUCAAUUCUUUUCACGAUAAAAAAGAAAAAAAAAACCGGGUUUUCUCUCUCUCUCUCUCUUUCCUUUUAACUUCAAGAUCCGAUCCUUCUAUUUUCUCUCGUACCUUUUCCUCUGUGGAGCUAAAAUAGCAGCCAAAGAUCCGUCCUUUUUCUCUCUGAAAACAAGCACACAAGACUCUACUUAGUGGUGGUUGCUGGUGGUGGAUGGCAAGAGCCAAUAAAUAUGCCUCCGUUAACUUUAACCAUGUUUAUGACAAAAACAUAAGCAAUUCAUCCUCUUCUAAUAACACAAACAACCCAUCAAAGCAUCCAUCUUCCACUUCUUUUUACUCGACAAUAUCAUCACCUAAUAGCCCGAACAAUCUCUACAAAAGCCAUCUUCCAUCCUCAUCAACCCGAACCCAUGGGCGGAUGCUGGUUCUGACCCGACCCACACCUAAACCGAUAUCCACCAUCCAAACAACACCACUGACUCCCUCUCCGAAAACCCCACCAAGCCAUCCAGCUCAAGUUCAAAUCCCGGUUCAAACAGGGGCUGAACCGGAACAGGACCGUAUUUCUCUACGUCCUUUAGGUCGAACCGGGGCUGGUUCGAUUGUUUCUUCUCCGGUUCGUGGACAGGAGAAGCAGAAGGAGGUUGGGGCUAGUCUGGGGUCGCCUAAACCGGAUAAGUUUGUGCCACCACAUCUUAGACCGGGUUUUGCUGGGAGGGAGGAGAGGCCUGGACCCGAGGUUUUUAGGGGUAAGGAGGUGGGUCAAAGGCAGCAGCAACAGUUUUUCGGUUCUCCGGGUCGGUUUGGUGAAGACGGAAGGCCCAAGUCAGGUGGGUAUGAGACGAUGACGAGAGGUGAUGAAUCAAAUCUGGGUUUCGUUAGACCCAGAUCUAGUGGAAAUCGGCCCAGUUCAAGUGGAUGAGCUCUUACGACAUUGAAGUCAUCUACUUGCACAAGAACAUAAUCCUUGAUGCUACCCACCAGAUACUUCAUUGAGCCCCAGUUUCCAUCUACUGUUCCCUUAGAACUGUCAUUGUCUCUUAUCCGAGGAUCAGUGGCAUUUUAACCCAUGCAGCCUGGUGGCACCAUUUAGGUUCUCAACUCUGAUGACUGAAGAAACCUAGGUACCUAAGGGUUGUAGGAUGUGCUUGUGUGAUCUUUUCUGUUUAUUCAGUUUUACAUUUCUGAUUGGGAGCAUGUUGUCUGUAUGCUACCUCCUCAGUAACUUUUCCUCUUGGAUGUACUUCAAAAAUCGUUGUCCCAUGACUUCUCCUUCCUUGUUUCUUCUUUCUUUUGUGCACUCGCAACAAUUAUGGUUAACCUUUAUCCCAGUAAUUUCAUCUGUA
Populus euphratica (Euphrates poplar) is the source of this 1348-nucleotide messenger RNA. RefSeq names its product cAMP-binding protein 1-like. Lineage: Eukaryota; Viridiplantae; Streptophyta; Magnoliopsida; Malpighiales; Salicaceae. The transcript is spliced from 2 exons. The coding region runs from base 214 to 924 and encodes 236 amino acids. The record is from RefSeq and is a predicted model, not a curated record.